Messenger RNA from Fundulus heteroclitus (mummichog), 5820 nucleotides. RefSeq names its product regulatory associated protein of MTOR, complex 1 (gene rptor). The record is from RefSeq and is a predicted model, not a curated record. Gene Ontology annotation, cellular component: cytoplasm; TORC1 complex. Gene Ontology annotation, molecular function: protein binding; protein-macromolecule adaptor activity. NCBI's taxonomy places the organism in Eukaryota, Metazoa, Chordata, Actinopteri, Cyprinodontiformes, Fundulidae. Gene Ontology annotation, biological process: cellular response to amino acid stimulus; cellular response to starvation; TORC1 signaling.
AGAAGUGCCUCUCCGGAGAUAUUCUCGGGUCCGCGUGUCGUCUCCGCGAAACCCCUCGAACCGAACCAGCCCGUCGGGUCGCCGGUCUGCAGGACACCGCCGCGGCACCCCGGUCAUCGCUACGCGCGGCCGCCCCUUCGCGUGGCUGUGGCAGACUGUCCGUGUGAAGAUGGGCCUCGUCUCCAGCCCCGUCCCGUAGCAAAGAGCCCCGGGGAGUGGAGCCGCAGGUUCCCCUGCAAACACGCGCCCGUGCAGCUCGCCUUCGACGGCUUCGACCUGCUGUACCGGCUGUGGACGCUGCCCUACAGUUUCCUGACCAGGAUCAUCUGCGCCACCGUGUCUGUCAUCGCCCGCAGACGGAGAGCCUCUUCCCCAUCCCGGGUCGAUCAUCCCGCCGCACCAAGGGCCCUGAUGAAAAUGGACUCGGACCUGCUUCAUUCCCCCGCCGUGGGCCUCACGGAGGAAGAGGAGGCCGACAUGAAUGACUGGAAGCUUCCUUUGACCUUCAUGAAGAAAAGGCACUUGGAGAAGAUCGAGGGCUCCAAGGCGUUAGCACAGAGCUGGAGGAUGAAGGACAGGAUGAAGACGGUGAGCGUUGCUCUGGUGUUGUGUCUCAACGUGGGAGUGGACCCCCCUGACGUGGUCAAGACAUCCCCCUGUGCCAGGCUGGAGUGUUGGAUAGAUCCUCUGUCGAUGAGUCCACAGAAAGCCCUGGAGACCAUCGGGGCAAACUUGCAGAAGCAGUAUGAAAACUGGCAGCCCAGAGCACGCUACAAACAGAGUCUGGACCCCACAGUGGACGAAGUGAAGAAGCUCUGCACGUCGCUGAGGCGCAACGCUAAAGAGGAGAGGGUCCUCUUCCACUACAACGGCCAUGGAGUGCCUCGGCCCACCGUCAACGGGGAAAUCUGGGUUUUUAACAAGAAUUACACCCAAUACAUCCCGCUGUCCAUCUACGACCUGCAGACGUGGAUGGGGAGCCCGUCCAUUUUCGUUUACGACUGCUCCAACGCGGGGAUCAUCGUCAAGUCGUUUAAGCAGUUCGCGCUGCAGAGAGAGCAGGAGCUGGAGGUUGCGGCCAUCAAUCCCAGCCACCCUCUCGCGCAGAUGCCGCUUCCGCCCUCCAUGAAGAACUGCAUCCAGCUCGCUGCGUGUGAGGCCAACGAGCUGCUGCCCAUGAACCCGGACCUCCCUGCAGACCUGUUCACCUCCUGCCUCACCACGCCCAUCAAGAUCGCACUUCGAUGGUUCUGCAUGCAGAAGAGUGCCAAGUUGGUGCCAGGGGUGACGUUAGACCUCAUUGAGAAGAUCCCUGGCAGGCUCAACGACAGACGCACGCCCCUCGGAGAGCUUAACUGGAUCUUCACCGCCAUCACCGACACCAUCGCGUGGAACGUGCUGCCCAGGGAUCUGUUCCAGAAGUUGUUUCGUCAGGACUUGCUGGUGGCCAGCUUGUUCCGCAAUUUCCUGCUCGCGGAGAGGAUAAUGAGGUCGUACAACUGUACACCAGUCAGCAGCCCCCGUCUGCCCCCCACAUACAUGCACGCCAUGUGGCAAGCCUGGGACUUGGCCGUGGACAUCUGCCUCUCUCAGCUGCCUACCAUCAUCGAGGAGGGCACCGCCUUCAGAACCAGUCCAUUCUUCGCAGAACAGCUCACAGCGUUUCAGGUGUGGUUGACCAUGGGAGUGGAGAACAGAAACCCUCCUGAGCAGCUCCCUAUAGUACUGCAGGUCCUCCUGAGUCAAGUGCACCGGCUGAGGGCUCUGGACCUGCUCGGGCUGUUUCUGGAUCUGGGACCCUGGGCCGUCAGCCUGGCCCUGUCUGUGGGGAUCUUCCCGUACGUGUUAAAGCUCCUCCAGAGUUCAGCCAGGGAGCUGCGGCCGCUGCUCGUGUUCAUCUGGGCUAAAAUCCUGGCUGUGGACAGUUCAUGUCAGGCUGACCUGGUGAAAGACAACGGACACAAGUACUUCCUGUCCGUGCUAGCCGACAGUUACAUGCCUGCUGAACACCGGACCAUGGCCGUUUUCAUCCUGGCCGUCAUCGUCAACAACUACAACACGGGGCAGGUGGCCCAGCAGCCCUCUCUCCUGGUAACCUGAGCACCAGCAGCAGCGCCAGCAGCACACUGGGGAGUCCUGACAACGACGAGUACAUCCUCUCCUUUGAAACCAUCGACAAGAUGCGGCGGGUCUCUUCGUAUUCUUCCCUAAACUCCCUUAUAGGUGUGUCCUUCAACAGUGUUUACACUCAGAUAUGGAGAGUGCUGCUCCACCUAGCUGCAGAUCCAUUCCCAGAGGUUUCAGAUCUGGCCAUGAAAGUCCUCAACAGCAUCGCCUACAAGGCGACGAUGAACGCCCGGCCGCAGAGGAUUCUGGACUCUGGGUCGUUGACGCAGUCGGCGCCCGCCAGUCCCACCAGCAAAGGCACGCACAUCCAUCAGGCGGGCGGCUCUCCGCCCAUGCCCAGCACCAGCAGCUCCAGCCUGACCAACGAAGUCCCCAAACCCCCCGUCAGAGAGCAGCCAGCCACACGGCCCCCCUACACCCCGACGCUGGGAGGACAGGCCCCCCACUCACACCAGUUCCCCCGCACACGCAAGAUGUUUGACAAGGGACCGGAGCAGGCAGCUGAAGAUGGCGAGGAGCCGGGGGGCCACAGGAACUACGUCAGUCUGGCGCUGCAGACUGGCCUGUGUGACUGGAGUGCCAAGUAUUUCGCUCAGCCUGUCAUGAAGAUCCCAGAGGAGCAUGACCUGGAGAGUCAGGUGAGGAUGGAGCGGCAGUGGAGGUUCCUGAGAAACGCCCGCGUCCGAAGACAGAGCCGGGUCAUCACGCAAAAAGGCAUUUCCCGUCUAGACGACCAAAUAUUCAUCAACCGUAACCCCGGAGUACCAUCCGUUGUGAAGUUUCACCCCUUCAACACCUGCAUCGCUGUGGCCGACAAGGACAGCAUCUGUUUCUGGGACUGGGAGAAGGGCGAGAGGCUGGACUACUUCUACAACGGGAACCCUCGCUACACGCGGAUCACAGCCAUGGAGUACCUGAACGGACACGACUGUUCGUUGCUGCUCACUGCGACAGACGACGGAGCUUUGCGUGUCUGGAAGAACUUUGCCGACCAGAAGAACCCAGAGAUGGUAACGGCCUGGCAGGGCCUCUCAGACAUGCUGCCAACCACCAGAGGUCUGGCCAGAAGGGUUUCCAUCUAUCUUGACAGGAGCAAGCAAGGAGGAGCUGGGAUGGUGGUGGACUGGGAGCAGGAGACCGGUCUCCUCAUGACGUCGGGAGACGUGAGAGUCAUUCGCAUCUGGGACACCGACAGGGAGAUGAAGGUCCAGGACAUCCCGACCGGAGCCGACAGUUGCGUCACCAGCCUGUCCAGCGACUCCCAGCGUUCGCUCAUCGUUGCGGGUCUGGGCGACGGAUCGGUACGCGUCUUUGAUCGCAGGAUGGGCCCCAGUGAAUGUCGAGUGAUGACCUACAGGGAACACGGGGCCUGGGUGGUGAAAGCUCACCUGCAGAAGGAGACGGACGGAAACAUUAUCAGCGUCAGUGUUAACGGAGACGUUCGGUUCUUCGAACCGCGGACGCCAGACUCCAUUAAUGUGCUGCAGACCGUAAAGGGAUUAACGGCUCUGGACAUCCACCCACAGGCCAACCUCUUCGCCUGUGGAUCGAUGAACCAGUUCAUAGCCGUCUACAACGCUAACGGCGACGUGAUCAGCAACAUAAAGUACUACGACGGCUUCAUGGGACAGAGGAUCGGGGCCAUCAGCUGUUUAGCCUUUCAUCCACACUGGCCCCACUUGGCCGUGGGAAGCAACGACUACUACAUGUCCAUCUAUUCUGCAGAGAAGCGGCUCAGAUAACACACCAGCAUCUAUACCCCCCUCCCCCCAACUCAUGAAUUCUGACCCUGAGCCUCGAUCACUGAGACGUAAAGGAUGGGGUUUUGUUUUUUGUUUUUUUUGUACAUACAUUUCACCACAGUGAAUGUUCAAGUGAUGGCUGCUGACAAAAAAACUCAUGCUACAAACGUCUCUAUACAUAAAUAUAUAUAUAUAAUUAUUAAUAUUAUGAUUGUUUAUUCAUAUUCUUAUUAUGAGGCUCAUGAUUGUAGACUUGGCUGUGCUGAGGAGUCUGUGUGUAUAUAAUUAGCAGAAGAAGAAGAGGUUCUAUUUUAAAGAAGUGCUACCCACGGAUCCCCCGCAGCUCCUCGAGCAUCACUACCUGAAUGAACUUUGACCCGACACCCGCAGAAGCUCACAGUGGGGGGUCUCACACACACAAACUGUUGAAACAAAGCGAGCGAAACAGGACGCAUGGACUGAACCCACCCACCGCCCCGCCCCCCCACCCCCCCUGCCCUGGACCCUGGUGUGUUUCUGACCUCAUGUCAGAAGCAGACUCACUGCAAAGAGAAGCAGCUUUACUCCCUGGAGGUUAAAAAGGACUAACCCAGAAGUGAUGGACUGUGCUUGUUGUUGUGUGCCAGAUGUUACGAGGGAAUGUUUUUGUCUGUGUUUGUGUUACCAUAGCACACAUGUACCCCACCGUGGGCCCCCGCAGGCCCAAAAAGACACCCUACCCCCCCUGGUGUGCCAAACAUAAUCAGAAUCGUCCGCCUCUUCGCUGUGGCUGUAAAGGUUUUUUUUUCUUCUUUCUUUUUCGGUUUAUUUAUCUGUUUUAAUGAAGUGAAAACCUGCAUCCUGCCCACCCCGAGAACACAAGUGCUGUCAUCCUCCACCCCCCUGGAGGUUGUACGGCCUGCUUACCUGGUCGCCGUGGAAAGCAAUAAGGCCGCUCCUGCUUCAGCUCACAGAUCCACUCAUUUUCAGUUUGCGCCUCUCUAAUCGUUUUCGUCAGCGGAGCAGCAGAAAGGUGAGUUUUACAACACUAGCUUCCAGGAACGACAGAUCGAUGUUGUUUCCUCGUCACUCUCUAAACUCUGCUGAAUAAAAAUCGUCCGAAAAGCGCUAAAGAAAGCUUUUACAUAGGUGUUCCUGAAGUCCUACCCCCUCCCGUCUCACUCUGGCCGUAUUCAAUCGUAAUCUAUUUAUUAUUUUGAGCGCCGCCUUCGUUUAAGAUCCCGCGUGUUGGGAGGGUUGGGGGUGUGUUUCACGUCAGCUGCCUGUUUAUCCCCACAUCAGCGUGUGCUCCAGUCAGCACCCUUGAUUUCACUCAGGAAUCUGAAGGAACCACCUCAAACAGCUGAUCUCAGAGCAGUGAGGACGCUCAGGUUAGUCUCAUGUUAUGGAGAUGAGUGUCACCGCGGUGCGUUUAGGUUCUGUGGUUCGUCUUCUCUGUGCGUGCCCGAUCACCAACAACGUGCCUCUUUCCUCUGGGCCACAGCUUUGCCUUCUUAGCUUCUUCUUUUUUUAUUUCUCUUUCUGUUCUUGUAAUUGAUGUUUUUAAGUGCUUCCUUUUUUUCUUUUUGUUCACCUCGCUUUUUCUCUGACGCGACCCCGCCCCCUCCUGCAUCUCGCGACCCGCAAGUGAAGUUUUUUUUUUUUUCUCCCCUGCAAAGAACACGGUUAGGAAACCUGCGUCCCUGACCGCCACCCGACUCCACAGCAUGGCACGGCUUCAGCCAUUUUUGGUUCACCUCAGCAGGCGACAACCGACCAGAACCACUUUUGUCUCUAAUUAUCCUGCUUUUGAGUUUUAAUAUUUUAGACUUAGGGGGGGGAAAGAGACUUUACCAUGGUAGUAAGAAAAGAAAAGUGAAAACAAUCAGGUUCGUCUCUGUGACUGUAGACGCCUUGACUGACUGUGGUUUAUGAGAUGAAAUCGGUGAAAUAAACCAAAUACAACACCUGA